Messenger RNA from Brassica napus (rape), 3103 nucleotides. Its product is annotated as GBF-interacting protein 1-like. The record is from RefSeq and is a predicted model, not a curated record. Lineage: Eukaryota; Viridiplantae; Streptophyta; Magnoliopsida; Brassicales; Brassicaceae. The transcript has 10 exons. The coding region runs from base 202 to 2670 and encodes 822 amino acids.
AAAAUCACACACUUGCGUAUUUUUUUUUUUGCUCAUUCCCCUUUCUCGCCCCCUUCUUCCUCCUCCUCGUAGUUUCAAAUCCCAAUCCUCUCCUCUGCUGAUUCAUCACUCUCCUAUUCGUAUAGGCACCGAGACCUUCUAGGUCUGGUCCCAGAUUCGAUUCACAGAAGCGACAAAGAGCGACGUAAGUUUGUUAAGAGGAUGGUAGGCGGCGGUGGUGGUGGUGGUGGCGCUAGGGUUUCGAUUCCGGCGAAGACUCGGAAGACGAUUCAGACGAUCAAGGAGAUCACUGCUGGGAACUACAGUGAGGAGGAGAUUCACGCAAUGCUCCUCGAAUGCAAUAUGAAUCCCGAUGAGGCUACUCAGCGCCUUCUUCUUCAGGAUCCAUUCCUUGAGGUUAAGAAGAAGCGUGAUAAGAGAAAAGAGAACCUUACCAACAAGGAUUCUGUUGAACCACAAUGGAGAUCUGGUGGCCCAGGCCGUGGUGGCAGGGGUGGUCGGGUGAAUUUCUCUUCUCGUCAUUCAUCACAUGAUGGUGCCGGUUCAAAGAAUUCUUUCAGAAAAGAAAACGGUCCAAAGCAGGUCACCGAUCCAUCAGCUUCAACCUCCCAAGAAACAAAAACUAAAGACAAUGCAGUGUCAAGCCAUUCAGCUGUGAUGGAUAAAACUUCUGAUGUUCAUCAUCCUUCCAACCGACCAGCUCGUUCAGGCCAAGGCAAAGCUACUGGAUCUUCAGUCCCCUCAAACAGCAUUGAAUCAAGCAAAAAUCGUCUAGCAUUGGGCGUUAAUGAGCAGAAGUCGGCUGGUUCUUUGCCACUCCCUCGUCCAUCCUCCUCUGAGGUUCGAUUCACUCCCAAAUCUGUUGGCGAGCAAACAGUGCAUGAACAACACAUGGGAGAAAGCAAGUUCCAUAACAGAGCUCGUGGGGUUGUGAAGACCGCCGUGAACGACGCUUAUGUUCCGAGGCCUGCUUCAUCUCAUAGCAACAGCACGGGUAGCCGGCCUUCUUCUAACUACAGUAACCGGUCGCAUCAGACCGUUGCUCAAAGAGGUAAGGAAUGGAAACCGAAGCCAGUGAACCAUAACACCACUCAGGGCUCUGUCGCAUCAGCUACAACCGAAACUCUUGUAGUUCCUACUGAAGCCAGCGAAAAAUCUGUUGAAGAUGUUGUCCCUUCUGCAGAGGGUACAUCUAGAUUGGAGAGGCAGCUUGAAGACUUGCAGAUCCAACGUCAGCAUGUUAUUAUUCCAAACCACAUCCUUGUUCCAGAGGCUGAACGAACCAAGUUUAGCUUUGGAAGCUUUGAUGCUGGCUUUUCAAUAACAUCAACUUCAGUAGCUUUUCCAGAGACUGAGAAAAUAUCUGCACCUCUCUCUCAGAAUUCGCCGGAAGUUGAAGAAAGGUUUGAAGAGGAGGAAUUGAGUCACCCAACUGUCAUUUCGACUGAAAAGGAGGAGGACAAUAAUGUUUACUCAGAGUCGCCUUCACAAGUUCCAAAUGAUAUGGCUGGUGAAGGUAUUACCGCAACAAAUGCAGCUCCAGAGUAUGAUGUCUCCAAGCAAGAGAAUAUGUUGGAGUCCGAAAGCAAUCAAAACUCUUUUGACCACGUUCCGAGUAAUAUCACCGGGCUCGCUCCUCCAGCUCCUGGGAGCCAGCUUCCACAAUUUGAGAAUGCUGACCCUCAAGCACGUGAUGCCCUUCGUAUUCCCAAUUUUGUGGUCCAGCAGCCAUUUGAUACAGCGAGUUACUAUGCUCAGUUCUACCGCCCAGGCCUUGACAGUGAUGGCCGUGUUUCUCCCUUUGCUGCGUCCAAAUUCAAUGGGAAUGUUACAGGGUUGCCUCCUCAUUCAUCUCAAACCAUGCAAGAGGGUGGAAACAAUUUGGUGAUGUCGACAGCUAGUCCAACUCCAUUGGCAACUCAGGCUGCUGGGCUGAUGCAGAGCUCUUUACCUGUCACGCAGCAGCCUGUUCCUGUUUUCCGUCCCCCGGGAUUACACAUGUCGCAUUAUCCACCAAACUACAUGCCAUAUGGACACUACUUCUCCCCGUUCUAUCCACCUCUCCCGACAAUGCACCCGUUCUUGAGCAACGGUGCAUUUCCCCAGCAACCUCAGGCGAGCGGUGUAUAUCAUACUCCUCCACCCCCUGGAGCUGCUGCACCAGGAGGCAAAUACACACUUCCUCAUUACAAGCCCGGGACUAACGCAGGAAACUUGGCUCAUGUUGGUAUGCCUGGUGGUUACGGACCAUCGUAUGGUUCCUUCCCAGCAGGGUAUAAUCCCUCCUCUGCUGCUUCAGCUGGGAAUUCAAAUUCCAAUGAGGAUCUCAGCACAUUGCAGUUGAAGGAAAACAACGGCUACAACACAACAGGGCAACAGAGUGAAGCAUUGCCUGUAUGGAUUGCUGGACCAGGAAGAGAUGUGCCAAGCUCUUUCUACGGUUUACAGCACCAUGGGCAACACGUGACUUACGCUCCAGCACAAGCUGGUCACGUGGCAUUCCCAGGGAUGUAUCAUCCAGGACAAGCAGUGACAGCACCAGGAGGAGUUCAUCAUCCGCUCUUACAACAGUCUCAAGGUGGUGUCGCUGGAGGUGAAAUGGUUGCACCUGGGCCUAACGUUUUCCAACAGCCUCAACAGACACAGAUGAAUUGGCCAAGUAAUUACUGAAACAGGGAGUACAAAAGAAAAGUAAAAGAAGAUUUUGAGGGUUCAGGAAGAUAUGGUGCAGGUUUCGUUGACUUGCGUGUUUGUGUGUGCCAUUUAACAAAUUACCGAAGAGAUGAAAAGCUUUGAAGCAUGAAGGGAUUGACAGAGAAUGAUCAUAAGAGGAUAGGGGGAAGGUAUUAUUAUUUUUUUAUGAAUCAAAGUGUUUUUGGUGUUUCUAUAUCUUUUUUGUUUCUUAUGGUUUUUAGCAAAAAAAUUACUUUCUUAGUUUUGAGAAGAGGUUGUUCUUAGCUCUCUUUAUAAGUUUCUGAGCUAAAGCCUAAGAACUUUGCUGCCUGCCUGAGUCUGUAUCUGAAGACUCUUCGUUCUUUUCUUGGCCUUUUGGUCAAUGUUUUCAUAUCCGGGCCAGCAAUCAAAUUUGGACAAACUUUCUUCA